Messenger RNA from Drosophila miranda, 4100 nucleotides. RefSeq names its product E3 ubiquitin-protein ligase Topors (gene Topors). Gene Ontology annotation, molecular function: metal ion binding; ubiquitin protein ligase activity. Gene Ontology annotation, biological process: protein polyubiquitination; protein monoubiquitination. The transcript has 4 exons. Lineage: Eukaryota; Metazoa; Arthropoda; Insecta; Diptera; Drosophilidae. The record is from RefSeq and is a predicted model, not a curated record. Bases 438 to 3662 code for a protein of 1074 amino acids.
UUGUCAUGUAGCAAACUAGUUUCAUUUUGUGGAAACUCGGACAAACAAAUUUGCUUGUCUUGAUUUUAAAUAUUGAAAAUAUUAAAGUUUAAGUGCAUUUUAAGAACAAAUUUCAGUGAAAAGGCCACCAUCAAACUUCUGGCUGCCGAAAGCAAAAGUCAGGAGAUUGUGGAAUACGGCCAUUGGCCUGGAAAAGCGAGAAAAAAAAGACGCAUGUGAAUUUUUACCAUGUAUUGUGUGCGAUAAAACCAGAUGAUAGGCUGUGUGCAAGCGAGAUAGCAAGCGUCGACGGACUGUCAGAGUAGACACAAAACUUAGUGCUGGGCCCGAUCCCAUUUCCGAAUAAAAUUAUUAACUAGUGCGAGCUCUCACCUUCCGCCCGUCAUCCGGAACGAGUCAGCACCUCAAAAGAUAACAAUUUUGAUUGAACGCGCAAUAUGGCGGAGGUGGUAGAGGAGCUGCCCGCAGCAGCCGCCGCCUCAUAUGCGGACGAUGUCGGUGCUUCUGUUAUUGUUGAGCCUGUAAUAGGAUUGCCCCUCACUGUCAAUGGCACGGGCAGAACCCUUCCACCGGCAGCUAUGAAAUUCGCCGAUCUCACAGAGAGUGGCAGCGAAAGUGGCGACGGCGACGGUGAAGGCGAAGGCGAUAGCAGUGCCAACGCCAACAGCAACGGCAACGGGGAGCCGGGCACCAGUGCAUCGGGCAGUGGCCGGACCUCGCCACCGCCCAACUGUGCCAUCUGCCUGUCGCGCUGCAGGCGAAAAUGCUUCACCGACUCGUGCAUGCAUCAGUUUUGCUUCAAGUGCCUCUGCGAAUGGAGCAAGGUGAAAGCCGAGUGUCCGCUGUGCAAGCAGCCCUUCAAGACGAUCAUCCACAAUGUCCGCACACUGGAUGACUUCGACAGCUAUCCGGUUCAGAACUCAUCACCGCCCAUACAAGAUCACCAUCCAGCGCUGCGCUUUCAAAUUGUACGACGUCCCAGGUUCAUGCCGCUGGUGCAGAACCGGUCGUCGAUGACGAACGACCUGGACGGCGCGGCGGCUGGUGAUGGUUCACAGGAUGGCCUGCCCACUGCUGAAUCGUCGGGUGGCCGCCACUCGUACAAUCGCUUCGAACCGUACCGCAUGGAGUUGAUGAAUUUCUAUCGUCACGACCAGGAUCCCGCCAUCUCGGGCAGUUCCCUGAGCCAGCUCUGGCGGCGCUACGUCUAUGAUCGCAAGCUAUAUGCUCUGCCAGUCAGUGAUAGCCUCACCGGCCACUUCCGCGAGUGGAGUGCUCGUUUCUACAGAAACAAUCCUGCCCAGAUGCACCGCCUGAUGCCGUGGAUACACCGCGACAUUGUGUGCCUGCUGAGAAAUGCCGCGCACAGUGUCAGCACCGUGAUGCAGUUGAUGCAAGACAUGCUGCCCUUGACGAACAUACUGGGACCCACAUUCCGGCGCCGAUUGUCACCGUUCUUGGGCGAGCGGACCAGUCACUUCAUCCACGAGCUGUUCAACUUCGCCCGCUCCCCAUUCGACAUGAUUGGGUACGAUCAUGUGGUCCAGUACUCGGCCCGUGUUGCGGAGGAGGUGGAAGUGGAUCUGCUAGACAUGGUCGAAACGCAGUCGUCCAACGAGAGUGACUUACAUUUGGAGGUGGGCGAUGGGGAGACUGCGAACGCCGAGUCCUCCAACGACUGGAACGCACCCAACGAUCGUCCGUCCACCAGUGUGAUUGUGACCAAUCCCGGUGCCACACAUUCCUUCAGCGUGACAAUGAACAGCGAUGGCAGCGAGCUACCAGGUGUACGGCGUACCACCACCUCAAACGUCAGCUCCCAGACGGUGGCCAUCAACUUGAGCAUGCGGCGUCCGGCCAGCGAGUCGGAAGUGAUCGAGAUCGAUGACGGCGAUGCCGCUGCCAAUGCCGAGGUGGCCGCCAUCAACGAUGGCAGCAACACAAACAGGCGCCAAGCCGGCGCCAGCAUCCCGAUUAGUGCCCACAUUGAGCUGGAAAGCAGCAGCAACUCCAGCGAUGAUGAUGAGUGUGUCUUUGUGCUGGAACUGAAGCCGCCGCAUUUGCGGACCCCCGAGCAGGUGACCCUCGACUCCAACAGCGACUCGGACGUUGUAUUUGUGAAUGAAGAGAAUGAGAGUGCGUCGGCCACCCAGCGUCCGUCAGCCACAGCAACAGCCGUAAAUGAUGCGGAAGAGAACGAGGCUCAAACGGCCAAUCAUGGCCUAUACAUGGGUCCCAGUACAAGCGCUGCCGCCAGCAAAGGCAAAAACUGGAAGCAGUGCUACGACUACGCACGUCGUCAGGAUCUUUUACGCAUCGCUGGCUCCACACGACCCAAACGCACCAGCAAUCCUCCUCGUCUCAUUCCCCCAGUUAGCCAAAGCAACAGUUCGAGCAGUAGCAGCAGCAGCUUCUGCAGUAGCACUGCCACACCAAUGGGUGCCCACCAGUGGAGCACGAGCAGCGACGACAGCAGUGAAAGCAGUGGCAACAGCGAAAUCGUUUUGGCGGAGGCCAAAAGUAGACGCCGCAAAGCCUUGACACGCAAGCGUCCGGCUCCACAGAAGCUCAAGAGAACAACGCGAAAGCGCAGCUGGCGACAAGUGGAGCAGGCGCCGGAACAAAGUCCCCCAAAGGAGGAGGAUGAGGAGGAGGAGGAAGAGAAGAAGCAGCCGGUGGCUGAGCCCGAGGCUGAAAGCAGUUCCGAUGGUAGUUCAAGCGAUGAUGAGUCGGGAGGCGACAGUAGCGAAGCGAGUGAACCCAAAAAAAAGAGUAGCAGUGACGACUCGGACGAUGGCAGCCCGGAACUAAAUCUUCAGCUAAGCGCCUUGCGGGCCGCUUUGCGUUCGGAGGCAGUGUUGGAGGAUCGAAAGCCGCUCGAGCUGGAGCUGCAUAUGGCGCAUGAGGAGGAGCGAGAGCAGGAACAGCAGCCACAGGCGCCACAGGGGAUUAUGGAUCAGCAGUCGGAGGAAACGCAGCCAGAGUGCAGUGCGCCGAAGCGUCGUCGCAGCUGUAGCAACAGUAAUCUGUCCAGCCACAGUGCCAGCGUAGCGAGCAGCACCACAGCCAGCUCCAGCUCGGCUCUGAGCUCCUUCAACUGGCAGGCAACGAGCUAUGCGAGUGACCCUCUGGUGCGGGGCAGUGGCACCACCGACGUGCACGACAUAGCCCACUCACUGAUUGAACUGUCCACGCUGACGCAUGAAAGAAACGCCGGGGACGGGGCAGACGUGGACGUGGACGUGGACGUGGACGAAGGCGUCAGUGGAGGCUUGUUCAAUGAUCAGUCGAGUGGAGUCGAGGUGGCGAUUAGCUUUAUACGCCAUGCACUGCCUAACACUGCCAAUAGCCUAGAGGACAAUGUGCAUCUGGGACUGUACUCGGACGUGGACGCAGAACCUUUGGUGGAAGCAGAUGCGGAUACUGCCACAGCCACCGAAGACCAGGAGGAAGAUGAAGACGAUGAUGAUGAUGAAAAUGAAAAUGAAGAUGAGGAUGAAGACGACGAUGAUGACGAUGAUGAUACCAACCUACCUAUGUAUAAGCAAAAUUUAUUGAAAUGUUAUGAGAACGACGAUGAUGAUCAUGAGGGUAAUGAUAAUGAUAACGACAAUGAGGAGGACGACGACGAUGACGACGACGAUGAUGAUGAUGAUGAUUAGCGAGAGGAGCAGAGCAACGAUGCAAUGUUCGAUGCUGCCUUGACGUUGGCGUCUCUAGCAUAAGCUUAUUACUCUAAAAACUGUUCUCCUAUUUUGAAUCGUUAAAUAUAUUGACCUUGUCCGCUAUAUAUUUUAAUAUAUUAUUUAAAUUGUAAUUUAAGCAAAUAGUUUUAUCCUAGGCCUAAGGUUGCCAUGUUAAGUUGUAAAUAUUAAAACCCCCUCUAUACCCCUAUUUUCCGUAUAUGUUUGUAUACCUACCUACCUAGCUAUGUAUAAGCAACAUUUGUAUAAUGUUAUCCCACGCCACUAAAGUAUCCAGUCCCCAAUGGGAUCCUCCAUCCGAUAUGUGAUCCCUGAUCCCGAAGAUUGUCCCAUACCCAACACAACAACCCUUCCCCGCACAUGUUGUACAUUUUGUUUUUUAAGAGGAUCUUAAAA